Messenger RNA from Trichoderma asperellum CBS 433.97, 1183 nucleotides. RefSeq lists its product as uncharacterized. The record is from RefSeq and is a predicted model, not a curated record. Gene Ontology annotation, molecular function: methyltransferase activity. Lineage: Eukaryota; Fungi; Ascomycota; Sordariomycetes; Hypocreales; Hypocreaceae.
UACCUCUUCUAUCCUUCAUGGUGUUGUGGGCGAAGGCCAGCGUGUGUAUGCUGCCUAUGGCAAAGAAGAGUAUGGACUUCCAAUGGACGACCAAGAGUUGGAUCGCAUGGAUUUGUGCCACACCAAAUACUACGCUCUAUUGAAGCAGCGACGCUUUCUAUCACCGAUUGGCGAGAACCCCCAGAGGAUACUGGAUCUAGGAUGCGGCACAGGUAUAUGGUGCGUUGAGGUCGCCGAUGAUUACCCCGGGGCACAGGUUGUUGGCGUUGAUAUAGCCCCAACACAACCACAAUGGGUACCGCCAAACUGCCAGUUCGAGCUCGACGACAUCGAACAAAACUGGACGUGGAAAUCAGAUAGCGCCGACUUCAUAUUCUCUCGUGAUUUGAUUUUAUCAAUACGAAAUUUUCCCAGGUUAAUUGACCAAGCAUACAGGCAUCUAAAACCUGGUGGAUGGAUUGAAUUUCAAUGCUAUACCGGAUUGUUACAUUGCGACGACGGCACAUUAUCUGAUGAGAGUACGUUUCGGAACUGGGCGAAUCUCACGAAGACGGCAUGCGAAAGAUUUGGCACUCCAGUGGAUGAUCCGACCCGAUUUAAACAGUGGUUUGAAGAACGCGGAUUCGAAUGCGUAACGGAAGAGGUGUACAAGAUGCCCUGUACGCCCUGGGCUAAGGACCAACGCUUGAAGCUCAUUGGAGCGUGGGAACAACACAACUUGAUGAAUCAUUUAGAGGGCAUGACCAUGCGGUUAUUCCAAAAGAGCCUGGGUUGGACAGAAGAGGAGAUUUUGGUAAUUUCCGCCAUGCUGCGAAAGGAAUUGCGAGAUCUGGGCGUCCAUGCCUACUGGCCUUACUACGUUGUAUACGCUCGUAAGCCCGUGAGACCGACGGGCCAAUAGUUGACUGAGACUUUUUUUUGCUUGCCCUUUUAGUGGUUUUCACUGACUUCGGUUUGAUGCGUAUGGCGACAGGGGUGCAUACGCCGACUAAUCUUUGGAAAUGCUGCCUUGAUAUGGGAAUAGUAGAAAAGACCACCUCGAAGAUGCCGCCAAGGAAGAUGCAGUUACAUACACUAAUACCCGAUAUGGCGCUCGAACAACCUCGAUAUGCCGAAUGAGAAGACUUCAUUGGCGGUAAAGUCAUUGUCAGCUGCCUUCACCGCUCCACCGCUACUCUGGUUG